AGAGUUUAUAAGCUGGGGCACCAGGCCCCUCAGCACCACGACCAUUCUCCCUCAUCCCCCUGCUGUCUGCCCUCCAGCUCUCCAGCAGAAUGGCCUUCAGCGGCAAGUACGAGAUCGAGAGUGAGAAGAAUUAUGACGAGUUCAUGAAGCGUCUUGGGCUCCCCAGCGAUGUUAUCGAAAAGGGCCGAAACUUCAAGAUUGUCACGGAGGUGCAGCAGGACGGGCAGAAUUUCAUCUGGUCCCAGCACUACCCGAGCGGCCACUCCAUGACCAACAAGUUCACCAUCGGCAAAGAAUGUGACAUGGAGACUGUGGGGGGCAAGAAGUUCAAGGCCACCGUGCAGAUGGAGGGUGGGAAGAUAGUGGCAGACUUCCCUAACUAUCACCAGACCUCGGAGAUCGUGGGUGACAAGCUGGUGGAGAUCUCCACCAUCGGAGGCGUAACCUACGAGCGUGUGAGCAAGAGGCUGGCCUGAGCAAGCAGGCGGGGCUCCCAGGGGGCUACGAAGCCAGCAGUGAAAGCUGGGAUAAGAACAGACAUUGUUUGCUCCAAA
Molecule: messenger RNA, 554 nt
Organism: Acinonyx jubatus (cheetah)
Lineage: Eukaryota; Metazoa; Chordata; Mammalia; Carnivora; Felidae
Gene: FABP6
Product: fatty acid binding protein 6
Exons: 4
Coding region: 90-476 (128 amino acids)
Biological process (GO): fatty acid transport
Cellular component (GO): nucleus; cytosol
Molecular function (GO): fatty acid binding
Source: RefSeq, a predicted model, not a curated record